GAUAACCGAAGCUCUCACCGCCCUCAGCUUCUCACCCUCUCUCUAUAGCUUUCCUGUUACGCAACCCAAUCCCUAGUUCCGGACCUCUUUGGGUUCUAGGGUUUCAACAUCAAAAUCGUUCAAAAAUUUGUCCAAUCUCUGGUAUCAAUUGUCGAUUUUCAAUGAAUUUUUGAUGCUCAAAUCGUCUGGACUCUCUCGAGUUCGUGUUUUUUCUUGGAAGGCAACCGGCGAUUGAUUCGAGACUUAGGUGAACGGCAAUCGAUCUGAAGAAUAGUCGAUUAUCGUUGAUCUGAUCGGUUUUUGAAGCUUCAAAUCAUUUGGGUAUUUGGAUUUCGUCGUCGAUCUGAGGAGUUGUAUCUCGCCGCGAUUCGGCUUCGGGACGUUAGGGCUUCUUCGACUCUCGCUGCGAUCGGUUCGAUCUGAUUCAAAUCGCUGCGAUCGGUUCGAUCUGAUUCAAAUCGCUGCAAUCUGUUCGAUCUGAUUCAAUUCUUUGCAAUCGGUGUAUAUUUCUUUGGAGGCCUUCUUUUACCUGUACGAGUUGAAGAUUGGAUCGGUGAUUGAAGUAUUCGGCUUUGAAGAGAUCUUUUGGGAUUGAAGGACCGGUUGAUUUGCGGUUUGAGAAGUUCAUUCGUUGGUUUGAUCUCUCUCGUGUUAUUGAAGAGAAUUAGAAAACAAAAAAAGAGCUAAAUUUUUGUACUUUUUAUAUAUUGUUGUUUCAUUCAAUAUCAGGCCUUGAUUUUUAUUUGACGGCCUUUGGUUAUUUAGGGCCUUGUGUUCGUUCUUUCUUUCUCUAUAUUUUUUUAGCAGAGGGAAAAAAAAUUUAAAAGAAAUAUGUCUGUGUAUUAUAAGUUCAAAAGUGCAAAAGAUUAUGACUUUAUUCCAAUCGACGGUCAUUUCAUAUCAGUUGCCAAUUUGAAAGAAAAAAUAUUUGAAUCCAAGCAUUUGGGCAGGGGUACUGAUUUUGACCUUGUUGUCACCAACGCUCAGACUAAUGAAGAGUAUCUCGAUGACGCAAUGUUGAUUCCGAAAAAUACUUCUGUUUUAAUUCGCCGAGUUCCUGGACGGCCUCGAAUGAACAUUGUUACUGAACCAGUUGCCGAACAAGACGAGCCAAAGGUGGACAAUAUGUCUGAGGAUGCUCAACCAGCAAAGAGUAGUAGCUUCUUGGGAGCUGAUCCAUCUGGAAUGAAAUAUCUUGAAGAUUCAGAAUGGGAUGAAUUUGGGAAUGAUUUAUAUGCUAUUCCUGAAGCCGUACCAGUUCAAGCAAGCAAUCCAAUUCAGGACGCCCCCCCUCCUAGUAAAGCUGACGAGGACAGCAAGAUCAAGGCUUUAAUUGAUACUCCGGCUUUGGAUUGGCAGCAUCAAGCUUCCAAUGGCUUUGGACCGGGUAGAGGUUUUGGACGGGGCAUGGGCGGAAGAAUGAUGAACGGACGUGGUUUUGGUCGAGGAUUGGAGCGGAAAACACCUCCCCAGGGCUACACAUGUCACAGGUGCAAAGUUCCUGGGCAUUUUAUUCAGCACUGCCCCACAAAUGGUGAUCCUAAUUUUGACAUUAAAAGAGUGAAACCUCCCACUGGUAUUCCGAAAUCUAUGUUGAUGGCUACUCCAGAUGGCUCAUAUGCAUUACCGAGUGGUGCUGUUGCUGUUUUGAGGCCAAAUGAGGCUGCUUUUGAAAAGGAAAUUGAGGGGUUACCUUCCACUCGUCCUGUUGGCGAUCUUCCACCAGAACUUCACUGCCCAUUGUGUAAAGAAGUAAUGAAAGAUGCUGUGCUGACAAGCAAGUGUUGUUUCAAUAGUUUUUGUGAUAAAUGCAUAAGAGACCACAUCAUCUCUAAGUCGAUGUGUGUAUGUGGUGCCACAAAUAUACUCGCAGAUGAUCUUUUACCCAAUAGAACACUCAGGGAUACUAUCAAUAGGAUUUUGGAGUCCAAUAACAGCAGUGCAGAAAACGCUGGCAGUGCUUUCCAAGCUCAAGAUAUGGAGUCGGCCCGCUGUCCACUGCCUAAGAUUCCAUCCCCUACGCUGUCAGCGGCCUCAAAGGCAGAGCAAGUGACAUUGCCUCAAAUUGAAGAGACUCCAAAAGUAAAGGAGACUACAGAACAUGGUAUGACUGUUAAUGCUCCCCAGCAAACCUUGGAGAAAGGGAGGAAUUCCAAAGUUGCAGAUGUUACUGAAGCUAUACAUGGAUCAAUGAGUGUGAAGGAACCAGCAUCGCAGGGUAGUGCUCCACUGCCUGAUGAAGAAGUGCAGCAAAAGCCAGUCUCUGAUGAGGCAGGAAAGAAAAAGAAGAAGAAGAAAGCUCGCUUGCCUUUAAAUGCUACAGAGAUGCAGUGGAAAGCUUCUCAAGACUUUGCAGCUGAGAAUUAUAUGAUGCCUAUGGGGCCUUCUGCCUAUAACCCUUACUGGACUGGCAUGCAACCUGGAAUGGAAGGAUAUGCUGCGCCCUAUGGUGCUGGUGCCAUGCCUUAUAUGGGUUAUGGAUUUGGUCCUUUAGAUGUCCCAUUUGGGGGGGUCUUACCACCAGACCCCUUUGGAGCACAAGGUUAUAUGUGGCCUAUGGCCCCACCACCACAAAGGGAUCUCGCAGAAUUCGGGAUGGGCAUGCAGGCUGGACCCAUCUUGAGCAGAGAGGAAUUUGAGGCUCGGAAAGCGGAUCUAAGGAGGAAACGUGAAUUUGAGAGACGGGGUGAAAGCAGGGAGUUGUUCAGUAAGGAAGUGAGCAGCAGUGGCGAUGUAUCUUCAUUGAAACCAAAAUCUCAAAAGCCCAUCCACCAAACAUCGGGGACAGACCACCACCACUAUCGCCAACGAUCUGAGAAGCCAUCGCCGGAACGCCCCAUCCGGGACUUGGAGCCACCGCGCCCUUCCUCCAAAAGGAAAUCCGACUACGACUAUCACCGUGACCACCACCACACCCACCACCGUCCAGACUCUUUAUCAUCUAAACCUCCCUCAGCACCCAUAGAUCCACCGCCCAGAACCACCACCACGACAACAACAGCAGCAGACCGAAAGCAGAAGGCCAGUGUCUUCUCUCGGAUCAGCUUCCCCGAAGAAGAAGCAGCAGCAGCAGCAGCGGCUGCCUCCAAGAAGCGAAAGCUCUCGUCGGAAGCUCUGGUCAGUGCCUCUGCCUCAUCUGGUCACCACAAGGCGACUUCAAAUGGCUAUCACGAAGACUACAAGACUUCUUCUUCCUCUCUGAAGAAGCCGGCACCGGCAGCGACAUCAAGGAAGAGUGCGAGUGUUGCUGUGGAUUAUGAUUCGAGCGACGACGAGCGGCAUUUCAAGAGGAGGCCCUCGAGGUACGAGGCAUCACCGCCGGCGGCAAACGUAAUGGAGUGGGAAGAAGAGGCCAGGCAUUCGAGAGGAUCGAGGGAGCGAGAACGAGAUCGAGGAAGAGAUGGUUACAGUAAGCACAGAUAGGUUUAGAAUGAGUCCGGGCUUCUUCUCCAAUCUGAGACACAGCCAUUAGAGACUCUCUCCCCCCCUCUCUCUCUCUCUCUCUCUUCCCUCGUUGAAGUUUUGUAUACGAAUGAUGAUGACCCCAUUGAAGGAGGGGGAGAGAAACCUGUUGCAGGGGGAUCUUUGAAAUUUGAGCUUUGUAUUUAAUAAACCAUACAUUGAUCGUUAUUUUAAUGUGAUUGGUUGUUUUACCUAACAAUGGUCUUAAUCACAUUUUUGUUCUUGCUUUA
This is a messenger RNA of Cornus florida, 3692 nucleotides long. Its product is annotated as E3 ubiquitin ligase PARAQUAT TOLERANCE 3-like. Gene Ontology annotation, biological process: mRNA processing; protein ubiquitination; ubiquitin-dependent protein catabolic process. NCBI's taxonomy places the organism in Eukaryota, Viridiplantae, Streptophyta, Magnoliopsida, Cornales, Cornaceae. Gene Ontology annotation, molecular function: ubiquitin protein ligase activity; nucleic acid binding; zinc ion binding. The transcript has 15 exons. Gene Ontology annotation, cellular component: nucleus. The coding region runs from base 832 to 3423 and encodes 863 amino acids. The record is from RefSeq and is a predicted model, not a curated record.